Molecule: messenger RNA, 6680 nt
Organism: Anolis sagrei ordinatus
Lineage: Eukaryota; Metazoa; Chordata; Lepidosauria; Squamata; Anolidae
Gene: IPO9
Product: importin 9
Biological process (GO): protein import into nucleus
Cellular component (GO): cytosol; nuclear envelope
Molecular function (GO): small GTPase binding
Source: RefSeq, a predicted model, not a curated record
GCGCGGUGGCGGCAUCCGCAGCAGCAGCAGCAGCGUCCGCGGCCCUUUUCUCUCCCCUCAGUCCUCCCUCCCUCCUUCCUUCCGGGGAGUCUCUUUCUUCCCGCCGGGAUGUCGGUUGUGGGACCCGGAGGCCUGGGCCCCGUGGCUCAGGGGCUGAAGGAGGCGCUGGUGGAGACCCUGAAUGGCAUCCUGUGCCCGGUGCAGGGGGUGCGCGCCGCGGCCGAGGAGCAAGUGAAGGUGCUGGAAGUGACGGAAGAAUUUGGCGUUCACUUGGCAGAAUUGACUGUAGAUCCUGAAGGCGCAUUAGCAAUACGUCAGCUGGCAUCUGUGAUUUUGAAACAGUAUGUGGAAACUCACUGGUGUUCACAGUCAGAUAAAUUUAGACCUCCUGAGACGACAGAAAGGGCAAAAGCUGCCAUUAGGGAACUGCUUCCAAAUGGGUUGAGAGAAUCAAUCAGCAAAGUGCGUUCGAGUGUUGCCUAUGCAGUAUCUGCAAUAGCUCAUUGGGAUUGGCCUGAAGCUUGGCCCGAGCUUUUCAAUCUGUUGAUGGAAAUGCUGGUCAGUGGGGAUCUGAAUGCAGUUCAUGGAGCUAUGAGAGUGCUUACAGAAUUCACGCGGGAGGUGACUGACACACAGAUGCCCCUUGUUGCUCCAGUUAUUCUACCUGAGAUGUACAAGAUUUUUACAAUGGCGGAGGUGUAUGGUAUUCGUACAAGAUCACGUGCUGUAGAAAUUUUCACCACUUGCGCCCAUAUGAUCUGCACCAUGGAGGAGUUGGAAAAGGGGGCAGCCAAAAUUCUGAUUUUCCCUGUGGUUCAGCAAUUUACCGAAGCCUUUGUGCAGGCCCUGCAAAUGCCUGAUGGUCCUACAUCAGAUAGUGGACUUAAAAUGGAGGUUUUAAAGGCAGUGACAGCCUUAGUGAAGAACUACCCAAGGCACAUGAUUUCUUCAAUGCAGCAGAUUCUUCCUAUUGUUUGGAAUACACUUACAGAAAGUGCAGCCUUCUAUGUAAGAACAGAAGUAAAUUACACAGAAGAAGUUGAGGACCCAGUGGAUUCUGAUGGUGAAGUUUUGGGAUUUGAAAACCUAGUGUUCAGCAUAUUUGAGUUUGUUCAUGCUCUAUUGGAAAACCACAAAUUUAAAAGUACAGUGAAGAAGGCUUUGCCAGAGCUAAUAUAUUACGUCAUUCUCUAUAUGCAGAUUACAGAGGAACAGAUAAAAGUAUGGACUGCAAAUCCGCAGCAGUUUGUUGAAGAUGAAGAUGAUGAUACUUUUUCCUACACAGUUAGAAUUGCUGCUCAGGACUUAUUGCUGGCUGUGGCAGCCGAUUUCCAAAAUGAGAGUGCAACAGCUUUGGCUGCAGCAGCAACAAGACACUUGCAGGAAGCUGAACAAGCAAAAAACAGUGGUGCUGAACAUUGGUGGAAAAUACAUGAAGCUUGCAUGCUGGCUUUAGGUUCAGUCAAAUCUCUUAUCACAGACAGUGUGAAGAAUGGCAGGAUACACUUUGACAUGCAUGGAUUUCUAACAAGUGUUGUUCUUGCAGACCUCAAUCUGUCAGUGUCCCCUUUUCUGCUUGGCCGUGCUCUUUGGGCUGCAAGUCGCUUCACAGUUGCCAUGUCCCCAGAGCUCAUCCAGCAAUUUCUACAAGCUACAGUUAGUGGUCUUCAUGAAACCCAACCACCUUCUGUCCGAAUUUCUGCAGUAAGGGCUAUUUGGGGUUAUUGCGAUCAACUGAAAAUCUCUGAAAGCACCCAUGUCUUACAGCCUUUCCUUCCUAGUAUCCUUGAUGGACUCAUACAUUUAGCAGCUCAGUUUAGUUCAGAGGUCCUUAAUCUUGUGAUGGAAACACUUUGCAUCGUCUGCACAGUUGACCCAGCCUUUACAGCAAGUGUAGAGAACAAGAUUUGUCCCUUCACAAUUGCAAUAUUUCUCAAAUAUAGUAAUGAUCCUGUUGUUGCCUCUCUUGCUCAAGAUAUCUUUAAGGAACUAGCACAAAUACAGGCUUGCCAAGAUGCAAUGCAGAUGAGAUUGAUCCCAACACUUGUCAGUAUUAUGCAGGCUCCUGCUGAUAAGAUUCCAGCAGGACUUUGUGCAACUUCUAUAGACAUUUUAACAACUGUUGUGAGAAAUACUAAGCCUCCUCUUUCAGAGCUCUUAAUAUGCCAAGCUUUCCCUGCUGUGGCUCAGUGUAGCCUUCAUACCGAUGACCAUGCUACUAUGCAGAAUGGUGGGGAAUGUCUACGUGCAUACAUCUCAGUAGCUCUGGAGCAGAUUGCACAGUGGCACGAUGAACAAGGCCACAAUGGACUGUGGUAUGUGAUGCAGGUGGUGAGCCAACUUCUGGAUCCACGCACCUCGGAGUUUACAGCUGCCUUUGUAGGCAGAUUAGUUUCUACGUUGAUUUCUAAAGCAGGAAGUGAAUUAGGAGAGAAUUUGGACCAGAUUCUAAGAGCAAUUCUUAGUAAAAUGCAGCAAGCAGAAACACUUACUGUAAUGCAGUCUUUGAUCAUGGUAUUUGCUCACCUGGUUCAUUCUCAGCUGGAACCACUAUUAGAAUUCCUUUGCAGCCUACCUGGACCAACAGGCAAGCCUGCUUUGGAGUUUGUAAUGUCAGAGUGGAUGAGUCGGCAACACUUGUUCUAUGGACAAUAUGAAGGCAAGGUCAGCUCUGUAGCCCUGUGUAAACUCCUCCAGUACGGUAUCAAUUCAGAUGACAAACGUCUUCAGGAUAUAAGAGUAAAAGGGGAGGAAAUAUUUAAUAUGGAAGAAGGAAUACGCACACGAUCAAAAGCAGCUAAAAAUCCUGAACGUUGGACAAACAUUCCAUUGUUAGUUAAGAUCCUAAAGCUAAUAAUAAAUGAACUUUCUAAUGCAAUGGAGGCAAAUGCUACUCGACAAACAGCUGCAGAAUGGAACCAAGAGGAAUCUACUAUGUGGGAAGAUCAAGAAGAGGAGGAAGAGGAAGAAGACGAAGGGUUAGCAGGACAGCUGUUGUCAGAUAUUCUUGCUACAAACAAGUAUGAUGAAGAUUAUUAUGAAGAUGAGGACGAGGAUGAUCCUGAUGCACUGAAAGAUCCUCUUUAUCAAAUAGACCUACAGGCUUAUCUUACAGACUUCUUACGUCAGUUUGCCCAGCAGCCUUGCUAUGCAAUGUUCUCAGACCAUCUCAAUGACAAUGAAAGAAGGGUUCUUCAAACCAUUGGCAUAUAAUGGACAUAUAAACCUCUGUGAUCAUAUCUGGACCUUUUUUGUGGUUUAUUUCAUGUUUUGUGACUUAAACCUGAAACAUUUCUAAUUAUUCAUCAGAUACUACAAAUGUAAUUACUCCUCCUAAGAUGUAGAGGUUAAGAGAGCAACAAAGAGAUGUGCGUAGAGUUUUCAUACUGGAUUCGCACAUUGGGAACACUAUUCAGAUCAACUUUCCAGAAGAUGAUUAAAAUAAUGUGCCCUGCAGCCACUUUUCUUUGCUCCACUGAAAAGGCACGUCACUGACUUUUCACAGCACAGUGUAUGGAAUGGGAAAAUUGUGGUUGUUUGUUUGGAUAUUUAUAUAAAUUGGGAAUUUUCCCCACUUCGCACUUAACAUUACACAGGGUAAAUUAUACUGACCAUACAUAUGACAUCUUUUAAAAAUAAAAAAACUUGAAUGAAAUAGAAUCUUCUUACAGUGCAAGCAUUUUGAUUAAAACUUGCAAAAAUUAUAUUAUUCUAAACCUCUAUUUGCAGAUGGAGGUAAAUGGCUUUCACUUAGGCUCCUUUACUAAAACUGUUUUUGUACCCAUACUAAGCAGACAAGCUACAUAAAGAAGCCUCGGUUCCUGUGGUUACUGAUAAUUGGUUUUCCAACCAAAUCUUUUUAUAUGAAAUUCUGAUUGUAUUUCAUUUGUCUGUUUUCUUCAUAAAUAGUUCAAAUAGCUUCCUAUACAGACAAGAAAUAUAUAAACAUCAUAAACCCACAAAUCAGUAUUUGUAUUUUAUAGAGCAGUAAAAUGAAACAUUUACUGGCUGGCAUGCAAGUAAGUACAAUGAUGCAUUUCACAAACACCUCUUUGCCUUUUCCUCCCUUUUUGGGAGAACUGAAUAAAAACUGUUCAAACAUACAUUGUUAUCUUUCUUUUUAAAGGUCUCAGAGGAGACAUUUUAGGAACCUCUUAUAAAUACUAAAUAUGUUCCUUUAACACUGAGGAGCUCCAGCUUUCUCUGAACUGGAAGAAAUUUCUACAUAUUCAGAUUGCUUUCUGAGUUUGGAUGAUCACUUCUUGUCUUUGCAUAAUGUGUAGCACCUACAUCAAUUUGGUUAUGUGCUGUGGGCUGUUAAAGGCACAAAGUAACCAUUCUAAAACUCAAGUUGCAUUUGAAUAUAAUGAAUGUUCUUGCAAAUGAAAGGAUCUAACUAUGUACCUUUGGUGCCUGGUAUUGCUGUCCCUUUCAAACUAUGAAAGUAUUUCCAUUUUUUUAAUCUUGUGAGGGAAGUCAGUGAUUUUAUAUAGUUCGUGUCACAUGUCAAAGCAACAUAGAUGUGUCUUACAAAAUCAGAUAUGCAAAAUAAAAGAGCUCAUACUUCACCAAAUAUAAACAUGCAAUAGAGGCAUUUCACACAUGUUGCAACUGAAGGUAUGUUGGAUUAGAUGCUCCAUGUAGUGGGAUGACUGGUAGUUCUGCUUUGCAUGUAUUGUGCUGUACUUUAUAUCAAAGUUAAUACCAUGUUAAUACCAAAAGCCCAUGAGUCAUUCUAGUUCGAGCACAGCUAGGAGUUUUAACAGUCCUUUACUUUAACAGCGGACAUUUAUUUCAGCCCUGAAUUAUGGAGACCUUGGCUGCAAAUUUAUAGAACAGUACAAAAAUAAAAACAAUAAUACAGCAUGAAAGGGAAGGGGCUAGAAAAACUGAAAUGAAGGAGACUUGCUUUUUUUUCUUUUUCUUUUUUUUGUCGUGUCAGGAGCGACUUGGGGAAACUGCAAGUUGCUUCUGGUGUGAGAGAAUUGGCUGUCUGCAAGGACGUUGCCCAGGGGACGCCCAGAUGAUGAGGAGCCUCUAUGUAUUUCUCUUGCCCCUCGCCUAUUCAGUUGGAAGAGACAUACUUAGGUUACAUACUUUCAAGCUCUUUGUAUGUACUAUAUGCAGAGUGCAUUUCUCUCAGCUGCAGUUGUGAUUUGCCAUAUUUUCUUCUUAAUAAUUUGCAAAUAUUAGGUUUAUACUUGAGUUGAAACAUUAGGGAUUAAUAUUCCUGAAUGUUUAAGUAUUGAGAUUGCCUCUUGGAUUACACAGAUUAAUGUGCAUUUGCCAGUCUCAAUGGAACUAUGUUCUGUCUUUGUUGCUGAGAAUUGGGGAAAUUAUUUAAGGGGAUACCCUUUAAGUAAUUUUCAACUCUAUCGAAAUGCAAGUCAGCAGUGUUUAUUAUUUUCUGUGUGGUAAAGUACACCAGCCUUGUUUCCCUACCACUGAGUUCAUACAAUUGUUAUUUUAAGGCCUGCUACCAUUGUGCAACAUCAACUAAAUGCUUAUUGCAUGAAACCUAGAGUAACUUACGCGCUCCCCAAAGUGCCAUGAUUAUUCAUUUCAUAGAGGACUGCAAAACAGUUAUGUCUUCCUUUCUGCAUAUUUUUUUAUGGACAAAAAAAGCCAAGAAGACAGCAUUGGACCAAAAUUGAUGAGUUGUCCAUUGUACUGCAAGUAACCUGAUGUAGUUUCUAGCACUCCAUGAUUUUAGUGCUCUUAGGAAAUUAUAGAUUAGACUCACGAUUGUUCUCAAGUUCAUUAUAUCCCACAUUUUCUUGUGAAAGUAGCUAUCUUUUAAAUGUCUUUAUAUAUGUAUAUUAGAUAUACAUAAACUAGUGAGAAGGAAGCAUUCUUAUAUCUGUAACUAGCCAAUAGCUACAUUUUGGGGUAGUGGAUAACAAUACUUGAUGGAGUUUAUAGUCCGUGUGGACCUUGGAAUAUUUUAUAGAAAUAAUGAUGUGAUAUGCUGACACCAAUUAAGUUGUUCAAAAGGACACAAAUAGCAAUGACAUAUUGCAACUUAUAAAGUACGUUUCUAUUAUCUUGCCAAAAAUGUUUAGGUUGAAUUCUUAAAAUAGAUGCCUUAAUAGGUUUUUGUAUAAAUGGUUAGUGAAAACCACAGCCUGUGAUACAAUGCAUUAUAAAGACCAAGUAUUAAACCUUUUUUUCCAUUUAAAUAGAUUCCCCUUCCGUUUCCUUCUUUUUUUCAGAAUUUCUAAUGUGAUUUGUAUUUCUCAUAAGAUAAUUGUAAAAACCAUAACUUAUCCUGUGUUUGAAAUGCAUAAGAUAAAGUACACACUCAGGAGUUUAUAGCUCAGGAUGGCAUGUUAAAAGUUUAUCUAGGGUAGUAGAAAUAACUUUUAUCCCUGCCCUGUUUUAUAGCUUAUUAAUAUCCGAAUGAACUUUGCAUACUGCAGAAAAGACAGAAGAGUACCUCACAUUUUUAUUACUACUUAAAUGCCUGUUACUUUAAUCCCUAUGCCAAAUCUUGAUUGAGGAAUAUAGAAGUAACUUUGAUUUUUAAUGGACUGAUCUUUUUAGGGAAUUGUCAGAGGUUCAUACUAAUGAAAAACAGAUUAAUUUAGAUUAAAUGCAAUUCUAGAAUCUGAAUAAUAACUAUCUAUAAAUAUUGUUUGUGUCUUCUGUGAACAUAAAACUUAAUAAACACUGCAAGUUAA